AGCGGUCAUGUCGGGAAACAGCUGUUCGUCUCCACGCUGUGCUGUUCUGUUCUAUUAUAAUAAAUGGCUUUUAACUUAACUUCCAGACUGUUAACUCACCGACUGAAGUCCUGUCGGAUCGCCUUCAGCACCGUAAGCAGCAGCGGAAGAUUAUCAGUGGAACAUGACCGACACAACCGGCGCUUCACCGUCACUCCAGGCAACGGCGCCGGGGUCCAUGAGUGUGCUGUGCUGCACUACAGCUUUAUCGGGAAUAAAGAGGUCGACCUGAUGUCCACCUUCGUACCUGAGACGUUCAGGGGUCAAGGUGUGGCGGCGCUGCUGUCACAGGCUGCUAUGGACUUUGUGGCUGAAGAAAACUUGAAGGUGCGCAUCUCCUGUUGGUACAUAAAGAAAUACAUAGAAGAAAACCCACAGCAGCAGUAUAAAGACCUUGUCAUCACUUGAUUGGUUUUCCACUACAGGCUGGACCACUACCUCUCUUACAAGCCAAAUGUAGGACUUGAAAUAGGAUUUUAGUGAUUCUGUGCAACAACAUUGUUUAAUUAAGGAAUUGCAAACAUAAUGUGAAAUGCAUUUCAGUAAAAUAACUCAAAAUCAAAUUAAUUUUGCACUUAAACUGUCAAAUGAUGGAUAUUUUUUAUAUCAAUUUUAAUAUUGUGUAAAUUUUGAUGUCAAUAAUGCCACUUGUUUUUGUAAAUGUAAUUAAAGUUAAUUUAUUAAA
Amphiprion ocellaris (clown anemonefish) is the source of this 724-nucleotide messenger RNA. Its product is annotated as protein NATD1-like. NCBI's taxonomy places the organism in Eukaryota, Metazoa, Chordata, Actinopteri, Pomacentridae. Bases 64 to 447 code for a protein of 127 amino acids. The record is from RefSeq and is a predicted model, not a curated record. The transcript is spliced from 3 exons.